Messenger RNA from Laccaria bicolor S238N-H82, 1721 nucleotides. RefSeq lists its product as uncharacterized. Lineage: Eukaryota; Fungi; Basidiomycota; Agaricomycetes; Agaricales; Hydnangiaceae. The record is from RefSeq and is a predicted model, not a curated record. Bases 1 to 1644 code for a protein of 547 amino acids. The transcript has 9 exons.
AUGCCGCUCCUUAGGACAUACAUCUUCCGCCUGGUGAUCCUCUCUGUUACAUUCUUAGUCCUGGCUACAUAUACGUUCCGGGAAAGAUUACUCUCUAUCACCGUGGCAUCUAUCAGGGUACUCUCUUCAAGAGAUCAGGAUAUUAUCGGUACUGGCUACGCGAAAUACCAAGGAAACCGAACAUUCCCAAACACCGUCGCCUAUCUCGGCAUCCCAUACGCAGAACCACCGCUGGGUGACAGACGCUUUCGUGCCCCAGUCCCACUCGACACUGGUAGGAUUGCAAGGUCUUCCAGAAGUACUGUUGUAGAUGCCACAAAGUAUCCCGAUUCUUGCAUCCAGGGGACUACUGGUGGCGGUGAUGCCGGAGGAGCAGGAAGCGAAGACUGCUUGAAAGUUAACAUUUACGCUCCAGUUGGGGCCAAGCGAGGGAGUAAUUUGCCCGUCCUCGUCUACAUCCACGGCGGAGCAAACUGGCCAUUCGACCACUGGAUCCAACAAAGCCCCAACGUCGUCAUCGUCUCCGUUUACUAUCGGCUUUCCUCCUUCGGAUUCCUCGCAACACCAGCGUUUAGAGACCCAGCUCAUGGGGACUUGAAUGCCGGGUUUCUGGACCAAAUUGAAGCGCUUAGAUGGGUCAAGAGAUAUAUCGCAGCUUUUGGCGGGGACCCAACGAAAGUAACGAUCAACGGCGAGAGCGCGGGUGGGAGCUCUGUGGGGCUUCAUCUUGUUGCUGAAGAGGGAGAGGUGCUUUUUAGAGCCGCUAUCGUGCAGAGUCUUUACAGGACACCUCUCCCUUCACCAGAAGAGCAAGAGUCAUUGUUUCAAUUCUACGCGCGGACGGCUGGAUGUCAUGCGGGGUCAGUAUCAUCAACAAUGGCUUGUCUAAGGAAUGCAAGCGUCAGUGCGCUCGCACAUGCUCAAGAUGCCGCAAUGUAUUCAUCAUCGUGUCUGAAAAACAUUAGUAUUUCGUCGGGAUACAAAGUUUUCCAUCCCGUCGUGGACGGAAAAAUUAUCACCGACUUUCCGACAAAGUCUAUCUUGAAUGACAAAUUUGCCAGAAUACCUUUGAUUGUCGGGACUGUCACCGAUUCAUCUGCUCCGGGCAAUAGAGCCACAACCAACGAAACACUCUCCGGAGGAACAGAUCUAUCAGCAGCCCUGAAGAGAUUCUUUCCAUCCCUGAGCGACGACGGCAUCGCUGCCAUCGAACGAAGAACUCUCAUGGGCGAAUCAUUUGCCCUUCAUUCAAAUGUAUGGACCUAUCGGUACAACCAACCCAACCCCACUUCUCCUGGAUCCGAAGUACGCCACGCUGCAGAGAACUGGAUGAUGUUUCGCGGGACAAACACGGGACGUAACGGAACCACCACAUACACCCCAAUGUCACCCAUCGCCACCGCCUUCGCGGAAGAACUCAUCGCGUACUGGCUUUCUUUCGUCCGGUCAGGGAAUCCUAACACGUAUAGACUCACGCGAUCCCCGACUUGGUCCCGCUAUGCGAAGGGGAAUCGGAUGCGAAUGGUGUUGCAGCAGAAUCCUGGACAGAUUCUGAGUAGGAGCGGGAGCGUGUUGGAGGAGGGCGAGGAGGAAACGGGGAGAUGUGCACUUGUUGGGAGGCUUGCCGUGGAGAUGGAGAAUUAGUUGCUAACUUUGUAUCACAUUCCGCCGUACAAUGUUGGAAGUUGGUGGAAUGGGAUCUAACACGUUUCAACUCCCUC